Molecule: messenger RNA, 801 nt
Organism: Hemiscyllium ocellatum (epaulette shark)
Lineage: Eukaryota; Metazoa; Chordata; Chondrichthyes; Orectolobiformes; Hemiscylliidae
Product: homeobox protein Hox-D12-like
Exons: 3
Coding region: 1-801 (266 amino acids)
Biological process (GO): regulation of transcription by RNA polymerase II; cell differentiation
Molecular function (GO): RNA polymerase II cis-regulatory region sequence-specific DNA binding; DNA-binding transcription factor activity, RNA polymerase II-specific
Source: RefSeq, a predicted model, not a curated record
AUGGAUUCGACUUCUCUGCGGUACGAACUGACGCUAGAGACAUCUAGUGAUAAAACAGGAUUAAGGGAAGAUGAAGUGCGACCUACAGAAAUGGCGCCAGUAUUUUCCACAAACUUUAGAACUUCUGCUUUAUCCUCAUCGCCUUUGAAAACGACUUCAAGUGGAGGACACCAAGAUUUGUGUUCCGAAGACAUUUCGACUUGUGGAUCGCAUGGAAGCACAGAUCAGGAGAUUGUCGCUAUGUCACCUGGGGCAGUGCAAAUCCCUGCAAACCAACUGCAAAAUGACUGCCAUAUGUCUCCGUUUAUUAGCUACCGGCACAACUACUGUACCAGAGGUGAAUACCCGACAAACUCCUCACUUUAUCAGCAUUGGCCACUAGAAUAUCCCCAAGUUGCACCUGUUCAAACGCAGGCAAAUCCCAACAAUCAGGGUACGCCUGCCUUUUACCAUUCUCAGUACUCUGGAACAUCGUAUGAAGCAGGAACACUCAAUACUGCAAUGCCCGGUGUCCCAAGGCCUUUAGCACUGGGACUAGCAUCGCAUUGGUCAAUGUCGCAGAAUCCUACACACAGACAAAGAAAGAAGCGAAUCCCCUACAGCAAACAACAAAUCGCUGAACUGGAAAUGGCUUUUGAAAAUAAUCGAUUCCUCACCCCUGAGGUCCGAUUAAACAUCUCUUUUAGGUUAGGUUUAACAGAAAGACAGGUGAAGACAUGGUUCCAAAACCAGCGACAGAAAGAGAAAAAACUUCUUCGUGUGCAGCAACAAUUGAUAAAGCCAAGUUGUCCUGGACUGUGA